Messenger RNA from Peniophora sp. CBMAI 1063, 420 nucleotides. The record is from the annotation of a GenBank genome assembly. Lineage: Eukaryota; Fungi; Basidiomycota; Agaricomycetes; Russulales; Peniophoraceae.
AUGUCGAACAAAGGGCGAUCUACGCCGCGCGUCGUCUGCUGCGCCAUCCCGGUAGCGCGCGCCGCGAACAAGGUCCUCGUCAUCACCUCGCGCAAGCGCCAGCAGAACUGGGUCGUCCCCAAGGGCGGCUGGGAGCCCAAGGACGUUGAACUCGCACAAGCGGCCCUCCGAGAGGCCUGGGAAGAAGCCGGCGUCCGCGGCACCGUCUCGCGAUUCGUGACCACCGUCCAGUCGCCAGCGACGACAUAUCAUUUCUUCGAGCUCGACGUCGUCUCGCUCGACGCAGACUGGCCAGAAGCCAAGGAGCGCGCCCGCGAGUGGGUCGACUUUCCCGAGGCGCUCCGGCGCAUGGCCUGGAAGCAGGAGCUCGCACAGGGUCUCGCGCUAUGCUCACUCAACACCCAGCUCCCGCGCCGGUAG